Molecule: messenger RNA, 2580 nt
Organism: Heterobilharzia americana
Lineage: Eukaryota; Metazoa; Platyhelminthes; Trematoda; Strigeidida; Schistosomatidae
Source: the annotation of a GenBank genome assembly
GUCAGAGUUCAUCCUAACAAAGUUCUUACAUUAUAUACUGCAACAGUUUAAAUAAAGACGAAAGGACUGAUGAUUUAGUUUUAAUUAACUGACUUCUUCAAGUGCAUUUAGUUUUAUCAAAUCAUGGAUAUUCCAUUCGAAAAUAUUUUACUUCUUCUAUUCGCAAAAGCACUCCAGUGAACAUUUUUCAUGUAAAAAUGACUGAUACAGUUUACAUAACCAUCCCGUCUACACUUGAUAAAAUUAUACAAAAUGAACCAAAUGAGAACACUAUGAGUUGUAUUAUUAACAAAAGGAAUGAUGACAAUGAUAUUAUAAACAAAUUUCAUACUACUGUUGACCAGAUAAUAAGAAGUGAUACUAGUAAAAAGGAAGAACUACCUCAACUACCAACAGUGAUUAAAACAAAGAAGAAAAAGUUUAGCAUACUCCGUUUUAAACAAUUGAAACUUAAAAGUGAUCUCAUUGGUGUACAUCUUAACGGACGAAGUCGACAGAUUAGUGAAAAAGAUGGAGAAAUUAAUGACAAGAAUACUACUACAGAAAAAGCACGCGAUAAGUGGAAUAAGAAAAUAGACUUUUUGUUAUCUGUAAUUGGAUUUGCUGUUGACCUAGCAAAUGUAUGGCGUUUUCCAUAUUUAUGUUAUAAAAAUGGUGGAGGCGCUUUUCUGAUUCCUUACGGCCUUAUGCUUCUCUUCGGUGGUAUUCCUUUGUUCUACAUGGAAUUGGCACUGGGACAGUUCAUUCGUAAAGGUGCGAUUACGUCAUGGGGGAGAAUAUGUCCACUUCUUAAAGGUGUCGGCUACAGUGUUGUACUGGUUGCAUUCUACACUGACUGGUUUUAUAAUAUGAUAAUCGCUUGGUCGCUUUACUAUCUAGGUGUAUCGUUUACACCGAAUCUGCCAUGGAUGUCAUGUGGUAACUCAUGGAAUACAGAAACGUGCAUAGAUAUUCAUUUGACAGCUAAUGAUUCAGUCAACAUAUGGGAAAACUUGUCUAUUCGAAGCAGUAGUAACAACACUUUUCCUGUUGAAGAAUUUUUCAGCAAUCAAGUUUUAGGUCGCACAAAAGAUACAAAUGUGGAAAAUCUUGGAAAACUUCAGUGGCAAGUACUUUUAUGUUUCAUAGCUGUUAUGGUUAUUUGUUACUUCAGUCUGUGGAAAGGGAUACACACUUCCGGUAAAGUUGUCUGGUUCACUGCAAUAUUCCCUUAUGUUGUACUGACAAUAUUUUUAUUUCGUGGAUUGACGCUGCCGGGAUCCAUAGAUGGUAUAUACCAUUACAUUUGGCCAGAUAUAGGAAAACUUAAGUAUGCAGAACCAUGGGUAGAUGCUGCAACACAAGUGUUCUUUUCGCUUGGGCCUGGAUUCGGUGUACUUAUGGCCUAUGCAUCCUAUAACGACUUUCACAAUAAUGUAUAUAAGGAUGCAUUAGUUGUGGCAGCGAUUAAUUCGUUAACAAGUUUAUUAUCUGGAUUUGUGGUAUUCACAUUACUCGGUUACAUGGCAUAUAAACGCAAAGCACGUGUGUUAGAUGUGAUACAAGAUGAUCCAGUGUUAGUAUUCAGUGUCUAUCCAGAAGCAUUGUCUACUUUACCUGGUUCAACAUUUCUGUCGAUCUGCUUCUUCCUGAUGUUACUGACCUUGGGAUUAGACAGUUCAUUCGGUGGUUCUGAAGCCGUUAUCACAGCGUUGGGUGAUGAAUAUCCUAUACUUGCAAAUCACAGAGAAUUAUUUGUGCUUGGUUUAUUUACAUUCUAUAUUGGAAUUGGAGCUCUGGAGUCAACUCAAGGUGGUAUUUACUGGUUCCAUUUAUUUGAAAGGACAUGUGUGGAGUAUCCAAUCCUAUUGGCAGUAUUUUGUGAAACAGUUUGUGUAGCCUGGAUAUAUGGAGUUGAUCGUUUUCGUCAAAAUAUCAAACAAAUGUUAGGCUUUGAACCAGGAAUAUUCUGGAAAAUCUGUUGGAAAUUCAUUGCGCCAAUUUUCAUUUUGUUCAACAUUAUCUAUGGAUUAUCAAAUUAUCAACCUCUUCAACUUGGAGAUUACACCUAUCCAUUAUGGGCAAACAUACUGGGUGGUAUUUUUAGCGGUUCGGCCAUUUUAACUAUACCGCUUGUGGCUAUCACUCAGAUUUUGCAGACCGAAGGAACGCUAAAAGAGAGAAUUCAAAAGCUUAUCAAACCCUCAAAAUUAAUGGAUAUUCAUGAUCCAUUCUUAAUGAAUGACCAAAUUAUUGAUAGGAAAAUGACAUGUAGCUUUUCAGAUUCAUUCAACUCUUCAAACAAUCACCAAUUCUAAAAAAAUCUAAUUCGAUGAAUUCAAUUCCACUCUGGUAUAAAGACAGCACAGUUAAAUAACAUACAUUUAAAUUAAUAAAUCUUAUAUAAAAUACAUUUUACCUUUGAGUAAAUUCCUCGAAAAAAUUAUUUAGUAAUCACAAGAACCUAUGUAUUCUACUUAUAUUAGUAAAAGUAGUUUUAUCAACGCUUUUAUUCAAAUACUACGUUAAUUAAAUUGCUUCGACUAUAUAACUACAAUAAUCGAGAAAUGAAGCUUAUAAAAAUACAUAAGUUCUUCUCAG